Messenger RNA from Vespula pensylvanica (western yellowjacket), 973 nucleotides. Its product is annotated as NADH dehydrogenase [ubiquinone] 1 alpha subcomplex assembly factor 3. Gene Ontology annotation, biological process: mitochondrial respiratory chain complex I assembly. Gene Ontology annotation, cellular component: mitochondrial inner membrane. The record is from RefSeq and is a predicted model, not a curated record. The transcript is spliced from 3 exons. Bases 119 to 691 code for a protein of 190 amino acids. Lineage: Eukaryota; Metazoa; Arthropoda; Insecta; Hymenoptera; Vespidae.
UGCAUUCAUAUAUGAAUUUUAAGAGGCGGUGAUCCAAAUCUAGAUCUUUUUUAUAACCUCCGAAGAUCGUAUAAAUAUUUAUUAUUUAAUAAAUUAUUUUAUUUCUUACUUAAUUGAAAUGAGGUUUGCAUUCCAUAGACUUUUUAAUUCCAAAAUGCUUCACAAUUUAAGAAGUUUACAUGUUUCGCAAAAUGUAAGAAGAGAAGCUUACGAUGGGCCAGGGAAAACAACAGUGACGAUACUCAAUAAGAAUGAAACCUCUUUACUGUUAAUAACCAGUUAUAAUCAAGCAGGAUUCACCUUAAACAAUGGUAUCAAAAUGGUCGGACCUAUGGUUUUAUUUUCCAAAUCGUUAUUAUAUUGGAAUAUCGCAUCUGCAAAGGAUAUAAACAAAGAUUCUCUCGUAUUGUUUAGCGUAUUAGAACCAAAAUUAGAUUUAUUAAUAAUUGGAUUAGAGGAAGAUUACGAGUAUGAAUUUAUCGCCAAUCUUAAAAAAACCAUAAAAGAUUUGGGUAUAAACAGUGAAAUUUUGCCAGUAGAUCAAGCGUGUAGCAUAUUCAACUUUGUUAACUUAGAAAAUAGAUAUGUUGCUGCAGCUUUGAUUCCACCUAAAAGGAAUCCUUUAUUUUCUUCGUUAAAUACAAAAAUAUCUAAGAAAAAGAAUCCAGUAACGCAAUCGGAAAGCGAUUGAACGAUAUAAAAUUAUAAGUUACAGUUGAUGUUAUUUUAGAGUCAUUAAGUUAAGCGAAGAAGUAUGAAUGUACGGUAUAUUCACAAGUUUAGUCGUGAGAUACUUUUUGUUACAAAUGAUAUGUGCAUUAAAUGACGUUAUAUAGAAAACAACAAUUGUCUCUAUAAAAUGAAAAAGAGAAGAAACUUGUCUUAUCGUAGAAAAAGAUCUUAUUGUAACAGAAACAUGUAAAUGAAAAUAUAUACGAGACAAGAUAGUAAAUUAAUUAAAAUGUUUACAAAA